AUGGAAAAUUUUAAUGAAGAUGAAUUUUCUAAUGAUAUGGAGUUAACGGAAAGCUAUCGAAAUCAGUUGGUUGCUAUGGAAACGAAAGUUAAUUUAAUGUUAUCAACCACUGAAAGAAAGGACGAAAUUUCUAGUGUAGUAAAUGAAACUAAGCGAAAUUUCCGUCUUCCUAAGUUAGAAUUGAAACGUUUUGAUGGUAAUUUUAAAAACUGGCUAGGAUUCUGGGGACAAUUUAAAAAGAUUCAUGAUGAUGAUAGCAUUGAUGCAGAUGAUAAAUUUCAGUAUUUUUUACAAGCAACUGAAGAUGGUUUAUCGGCUAGAGAUUUAGUUGCAAGUUUUCCACCAUUUGGCGAAAAGAUAGAACAGCUGAAAUCUCGUUUUGCUAAAGAUGAACUAUUAAUUCAAAUUUAUGUUCGUGAACUUUUAAAUCUAGUUUUAACGCAAGCUAAAAGUGGCGAAAAUUUUACUUUGCGGAUUCUUUACGAUAAAUUGGAGACUCAGCUGCGAGCAUUAGAGACUUCCGGGGUAACGUCUGAAAAAUAUGAAGCAAUGUUAUAUCCUUUAGUAGAAUCAGCUCUGCCAGAAGCUCUUAUCAAGGAGUGGGAACGCACACACAACCGUGUAGAGAAUAAAGACAAGAUGAACAUGUUAGGAAAUUUAUUAGAAUUUCUUCGUUUGGAAGUCGAAAGUGAAGAGCGAUUAAAACUUGCUCGAUCAGGGUUUGCGAAUGAUCAAUUUGAAAAAUUUAAAACGAAAGAAAAAAUUCCUACUGCAGCUUGUAUUGUAUCUAAUGAAAAGCAAAGAGCUGAGAAAAAUGACAAACAUUGUUUAUUUUGUAAUAAGUCGUUUCAUAAUACCUCAGAAUGUUUUAAGGCUGCCGAGAUGUCAUUGGACGCGAAAAGGGAAACAUUGAAGAAAAGGAGAGCUUGUUUCCGUUAUGUGUCCAAAUAUAAAUCAAUCAAAACAAGACAAAAAGUAUCUGAAUCGGAUGCACAGGUUCUUUUGUCACCAAAAAAUUCUCCAACGUUAUUGUUAACUGUAUUGGUGAAAAUCAUCAAUGGUGACAAGUCCGGAAUCGUUCGUGGAUUAUUUGAUACUGGUGCUCAGAGAUCUUUCAUACGAAAAGAUAUUGCGGAGAAACUAGGAUUGAAACUUGUAGAUCAAGAAAUGAUGAGUCAUGGACUUUUUGGGGGCAGUGAAACUAAACAAGAGUCCCAUAAUGUCUACAAUAUUACAUUACAAAGCUUGUGUUCAAAUUUCAAGUACACUAUUUCAGUUUUGGACGAAAAGAAGAUAUGUGGUGCGAUUCCACGUGUAGAGGAUCCUGAUAUUUAUCCAAUUUUGAAAAAGAAAAAUAUACGCUUAAGUGAUACAGGAGAAUAUGUGCCUGAAAUAGGUUUAUUAAUAGGAGCUGAUUAUCUUGGCGCAUUAUUGACUGGGAGAAUUGAGCCCAUUGAUAAUAAUUUGGUAGCUAUUAAAACAAAACUUGGAUGGACGCUUCAAGGUAAACAAAGAAACUACUCAAAAUCUUUGGAGAGUAUUGUAUAUGCUAAUAAUUUGGAUUUGACGGAAUUAUGUAGCCUAGAUGUCAUCGGUAUAAGAUGUCCUGCAGAAGUAAAGUCAAAGCAGGUAACCGAUGAAGAAACGGUAGAUUUUUUCCUUAAAACUAUUAAAAGAAACGAAGACAAAAGAUAUGAAGUAUGUUUGCCAUGGAAAAGUGGACGUCCAGAAUUAGAAACGAAUAAGGAAUUAGCCACUAAACGGUUAAUGUCAACUACCAAAAAUUUCAUACGAUCUGGACAUUUAAGAGAAUACGAUGAUGUGUUUAAUGAGUGGGUUCGGGAUGGAAUUAUUGAAAUUGUAGAUAAAGACAAGAAAAAGGGACACUAUUUACCACAUCAUCCUGUGAUAAAAACUGGUGUAACAACAACAAAAAUUCGUCCGGUUUUUGAUGCGUCGACGAAAGAUUCCAAAGGAAAUUCCUUGAAUAAUUGUUUAGAAAAGGGGCCAAAUUUAUUAGAAUUGGUACCCAAAUUGAUAAUGCAGUUUCGGAAAAACGCAAUUGGCGUAACGUCAGACAUCAAAAAAGCAUUUUUACAAAUCAGUUUGAAUCGAAGGGAUGAAAGUGCCUCUACGAAUAUGCCUUUACGCCCUGCAGCUAAUGAUUCAGAUUCCAGUGAAGAUGAUGAUUCAUCACCCAAAGUCUCAGAUUUUGUUACUAGAGCUGGUCGACGUGUUAAAAUUCCCAAUAGACUUU
Messenger RNA from Stegodyphus dumicola, 2257 nucleotides. RefSeq lists its product as uncharacterized. Lineage: Eukaryota; Metazoa; Arthropoda; Arachnida; Araneae; Eresidae. The record is from RefSeq and is a predicted model, not a curated record.